Messenger RNA from Oryza sativa Japonica Group (Japanese rice), 396 nucleotides. RefSeq names its product arabinogalactan protein 1. The record is from RefSeq and is a predicted model, not a curated record. Lineage: Eukaryota; Viridiplantae; Streptophyta; Magnoliopsida; Poales; Poaceae.
AUGGCCGCUUCUCACCUCGCCGUCCUCUCCGUGCUCGCGCUCCUGGCCGUGGCCGCCACGGCGCAGGCCCCGGCGUCGUCCCCCGGAGCGGCGCCGCCGCAGGCGGCCACGCCGCCGCCCACCGUGGCCCCCGUGCCGGCCCCCAAGGCGCCCGCGCCGGCCCCCAAGGUCGCCGCGCCGGCUCCGGCCCCCAAGGCCGCCGCCACCCCGGCGCCCACACCGGCCGCCGCCGCGCCGGCUCCCGACUCCGCUGUAUCUCCCAGCCCCAGCUCCGACGUGUCGCCCUCCCCCGCCGCCGAGCCCCCGUCCACGACCUCCCCGACCGGCGCCGCCGCCGGCCUCCGCCCCGCCUUCGCGAUGUUCGCCGUCGCCGCCGCCGCCAUCUACGCCUUCUAG